Macrosiphum euphorbiae (potato aphid) is the source of this 1215-nucleotide messenger RNA. Lineage: Eukaryota; Metazoa; Arthropoda; Insecta; Hemiptera; Aphididae. The record is from the annotation of a GenBank genome assembly.
AUGUCUAAAAAACGAAAAGCGUGUCUCGCAAUUGUUUUAUAUUUUGCAUCCGCAAAAGAACCAAAGCGGCGGCGUUGGGCUAAGGAAUGGUAUUUAAAACGAGAAGAAUUUACUAGUGAAAAUUUACUACGUGAAUUAAAGCUAAGUGAACCAAGGGAUUACCAAAAUUUUUUACGCAUGAAUAAUGACAGUUUUAAUGAGUUGUUGGAAAUGAUAUCUCCAAUAAUUACAAAACAAGAUACCGUGAUGAGAAAGGUUAUUUCACCAACAGAACGACUUGCAACAACGCUCCGAUUCUUAGCAACAGGUCGAAGUUUCGAAGACUUAAAAUUUAGCACAGCAAUAGCACCACAAACUAUCAGCUCUAUUAUUUUGGAAACAUGCGAGGCUAUGAUAACAAAACUGCAAGAAUACAUUCAGCUUCCUAAGAAUUCUGAAGGUUGGAGUGCAGUUGCUAAGGGAUUUGAAAGCAAAUGGAAUUUUCCUCAUUGCAUCGGUGCCGUAGACGGAAAGCACAUAGCAGUACAAAAGCCUAAAGGAUCUGGUUCUCAAUAUUACAACUACAAACAUUUUUUUAGUCUUGUACUAAUGGCAGUCGUAGAUUCAAACUAUGAAUUCAUUAUGGUUGAUGUAGGAGCAAAUGGACGUAUGUCAGAUGGAGCCGUGAUAACAAAUACAAAAUUUGGUCAGUUAUUAGAAAAAGGAGAAUUAAAUAUCCCUCCUCCAAAAAUAAUGCCCAACAGUAAUUAUCAAUUACCAUUUGUUUUUGUCGGAGAUGAGGCAUUUGCACUAAAAGAUAAUUUUAUGAAACCUUUUCCUCAAAGAAAUUUAACUAGAGAAGAAAGAGUGUUUAACUACAGGCUAUCCCGAGCUCGGCGUAUAGUAGAAAAUACAUUUGGCAUAUUAGUAUCACGUUUUAGAUUACUUUUGACGACAAUAAAUUUAUCACCAGAAAAAGUACAAAGAAUAGUUUUAGCUUGCUGUUAUCUUCAUAAUUUUUUAAGAAGAAAAAUAAAAGAUCAAUACUCAGAUAUUUCAAAAUGCAAUAAUUUUGAUGACCCUCAAAAUGACGUUAAUAUAGAACAUCCUCAAUUACACUGUCUACAACCUCUACGAGGAAGAAAUGCAUCAAUAUCCGCGAAAAAUAUUAGACUUAAGUUCUGUGAUUAUUUUAACAACGAAGGGAAAGUUACUUGGCAAGAAAAUAUUAUUUAA